Messenger RNA from Papaver somniferum (opium poppy), 1975 nucleotides. Its product is annotated as putative ribosome biogenesis protein C8F11.04. The transcript has a single exon. Lineage: Eukaryota; Viridiplantae; Streptophyta; Magnoliopsida; Ranunculales; Papaveraceae. Bases 66 to 1637 code for a protein of 523 amino acids. The record is from RefSeq and is a predicted model, not a curated record. Gene Ontology annotation, cellular component: 90S preribosome.
UUUAGGUCAGAAACACUUAUUUCUUCUUCUUCUUCACAGAGCCUCUUCCGCCUCUCUCUCAAAAAAUGUCAUCUUCUACAACAACCCUUUCUUCAUCUGAACCAGAAAUUCCUCCUAAACCACUAAAUCCAUCAAGGGUUACACCUGAAACCAUUGGAAGAGCAGUAGAAGCUCUAAAAAAAUGGAACAAAACAAGAUCAAAAGAUGGAACUCCACAACUCAUAGAACAAGAUGAGUUCUUAUACCUAGUACUAACCCUAAAGAAAAUCCCAGCUAAUGGCCGAACAAAUCCAUACAAAAUCCCAUUAUCCCAUUCACUUCAUCCAUCUGAUUCUACUGAAGAACAUUGUUUAAUCAUUGAUGACCGUUCUAAAUCAACUCUCACAUCUGAAGCUGCUAAGAAGAAAAUCGCAGAGGAAAAUAUACCAAUCUCUAAAGUGCUCAAGCUUUCGAAACUCAAGACUGAUUAUCGAGCUUUCGAAGCGAAACGAAAGCUUUGCGAUUCUUAUGAUUUCUUUUUUGCAGAUAAAAGGGUUAUCCCAUUGCUUCCAAAGCUAUUAGGUAAGCAAUUUUUUAAGAAGAAGAAAAUUCCUGUUCCUAUUGAAGUGACACAUAAGAAUUGGAAACAACAGAUUGAGAAUGCUUGUACCUCAGCUCUAUUUUAUUUGAGAACUGGUACUUGUAGUGUUAUUAAAAUUGCUAGGGUUUCUAUGGAAAAUGAUGAAAUUGUUGAGAAUGUUGCCGCUGCGAUUGAUGGUGUUGUAGAGAUUGUUCCGAAGAAAUGGGCGAAUGUUCGUUCGUUUCAUUUGAAAAUGUCUGAGUCUUUAGCAUUACCUGUUUAUCAAGCUGUUCCUGAUUUGGGUUUGAAAAUUGAGGGUUUGAAGAAGGUUGAGGAAUUGGAAGAGAAGGAAUCGGUAGAGGAAGGUGAAGAAGAGGAGGUGAAAGAGAAGAAGAUUACACCUGCGAAGAAGAAAGGGUCUAAGAAGGGAAGAAUUCAUGAGGUUAGGUAUAUGGAUGAUGAUAUUGGUGAAGCUUUGGAUAAUUUAUCUGAUGAGGAGGAGAUUGAAAAUGCUGAAUUGGUGGGCAAGAAGAGAAAGAAGGGAGGAAGUUCGAAAAAAGAGAAAGUUGUGGGAGAGGAGAAGAAACCAAACAAGUCUUCUAAGGAGGCUUUGGAUAAUUUAUCUGAUGAGGAGGAGAAUGAAAAUGCUGAAUUGGAUGCUAAAUUGAUGGGUAAGAAGAGAAAGAAGGUAGGAAGUUUGAAAAAAGAGAAAGUCGUGGACGGGGAUAAGAAACCAAACAAGUCUUCUAAGGAGGCUUUGGGUAAUUUAUCUGACGAGGAGGAGAAUGCAAAUGCUGAAUUGGGUGCUAAAUUGGUGGGUAAGAAGAAAAAGAAGAUGGGAAGUUCGACAAAAGAGAAAGUUGUUGACGAGGACAAGAAACCAAACAAGUCCUCUAAGGUGAAGAAGGUUGCAAUUGGGAAGCAGGAUGAUGGAGAUGUCGAGAAUGAAGUUGCUGAUGAUGUCUCCCUAUCUAGUGGAUCCAAGAAGAGGAAGAAGAAAACUAGUAAAACUGACAAGUCUGUGAAUGGGGAGUUGAAGGCGAAGGUUAAGAAGAGCAAGAGAACAGCAAAAGCUUGAGAUGUGUCUGGUUUUGUUUUGAUGAGAUUUGAGACGACAAGCUUGCUGAGGAGAUCCUCCUGCCAUCUACACUUCUUUAAGGUCAAAUAUGAUUAUGCGUGCAAGUCAUUUUACUUGCAGUUUUUAAGUUUUAGUAUUUUGUUGUGAUGUUUUCUUUGCUUAAUCAAAACUCAAUUGCUUUAGAGUAGAUUUUUUUUGAAUAGCAUAAUAUGUGUGCCUUACGAAUAUUACUCUUUAUAGUGCUGCAAUUGAACUUACAAUUGCCAUUACUGGAUGGAGGGUUUCUUAUUCAUAUAUGCUUUUAGUCGGGAAACUUUAAAGAUGCCUAUUUCAUUUUC